GGCGUCUAUAUCCGGCCAAACAACUUCUUGCCGCUUUCUCUAAGUCUCAGUUUAAGUCCUCUUUUGUAGGAUGUCCCCAAUCUCUAUCACUUCGGAUGAAAUCAAUCGUCUGAUAUACGCAUAUUUUCGAGACUCUGGCUUUGAACAUUCCGCUUACACUCUCGUGAAGGAGGCCCAACUCGAGAGAUCACCUGUCUUCAAAAAACACGUUCCUAGAGGAGAACUAGUCGAACUAUUGAGCAAGUCACUACUCUAUAAUGAAGUCGAAUGCCAUUUCCAAGGUGGAGAGGCUGCAAUCAAAUGCAAGGCCAUGUUCUCUCUCCUUGAACCCCAUACAUGCUCUCCGAACCCUCCUGAAUCUCACACUUUCCUUGCACCGACGUUUGCUCCCCCAUUGAUGAUGGUAGCUCCACCGAUUCAAAGCAAUGUUUUAAUGCAGGACGUUUCGCACCGCAAGAUCAGUCCUCUACCGCGAAGUAUUACAACUACCGAAAAACGCACCAGGAAGGAAUCCAAUGACAUGGAUGUCGAUACCCCUGUGGAAUCAAGACCUAAGGCAGCAGAUCCUCCCAAAAAACCUGCUUCGAAACCAAAGAAAUUGCUCCAAGGACCUAUUGACGACAUUACUGAUCCGAAUGUCAUCACUUUAAUGCCUGGGCAUGCUACGGAGGUGUUUGUAUGUGCAUUCAAUCCUGUCAAUUAUAACCUGUUGGCUUCUGGCUCUAAGGAUGCUGUAGUGAAGAUAUGGACACUUUCUGAGUCGAUGGCGGGUUCUGCGCAGGCCGGAGAACCCAUCACAAUCGACUCGUUCUCUCAGGCAGAAUCCGCAGAUUUGACCUGUUUGAGCUGGAGUCCAGAUGGGACGUUACUCGCCAUUGCUUCAUACGAUUCCAGAUUGCGAAUAUGUGACACUGCAGGCAAAAUGUACUUUGAAAGUGAUAUACAUAAGGGUCCAAUAUUCACAACAAGGUUUUCAACAUCAGGUCGUUGGCUUUUGACAGCAAGUCUGGAUGGAAGUUCAUGUCUUUGGGACGUUGCUGGUAAAAAGCUGCAUCGGCAAUACCACGGUCACAAAGAUUGUUGUUUAGACGUGGAUUGGUUAAACAACGAUAUGUUUGCGAGCUGUGGGGCCGAUCGACAAGUUCACAUAUUUAGUGUGGACGAAGAGAAGUCAAUCAAGACUUUCGGCGGACACACCGACGAAAUCAAUCAGAUCAAGUGCAAUCCUUCUGGGACACGUCUUGCAUCUUGCUCAGACGAUAUGACGACAAGGAUAUGGAAUGUAUCUAACAUUUCUGCUUCAAUACCUUCAGAAGCCGAUUCCAUCCCAGGCCUGGGUAGUUCUGACAACGAUCAAGUCACCAUUCUCGAAGGCCACAAGCAUUCUGUAAGCACAAUUGGCUGGUAUCAACCGCCAGGCACCGAGAAUGAACUGAUUGCUACCGGUUCAUUCGAUGGUGCAACUCGUCUGUGGGACUCUGUCACCGGCCGAUGUCUUCAUGCUUUUGCAGAUCAUAAACGUCCUGUAUAUGCACUUGAUAUCAGUCCUGAUAAUCACUGGUUAACUACAGGAGGUGGGGAUGGAUGGUUACACGUGUACGACUUGAAGACUCAAACGAGAAUAUGGUCAUGGUUCGCCGGUGCUGAUAGACCUGGAGUUUUUGAGAUAGACUGGCAGACUCAUAAGUCGCAAAACAUUGAACGUAUAGCGAUGGCACUGGAAUGUCGGUUGGUUGGUGUCAUUGACUUACGCAGGGUUCCUGCUAUAGCUAAUUUGAGAGGCUCAUAGCACUUGUCGGAUCGACGCGAUGUACUAGUAGCUGAUUGUAUGCAAUAUUCACUAUGUGGGGCUUACAUAUUAUAUUUUCUUGUAUUUUU
Molecule: messenger RNA, 1878 nt
Organism: Lentinula edodes (shiitake mushroom)
Lineage: Eukaryota; Fungi; Basidiomycota; Agaricomycetes; Agaricales; Omphalotaceae
Product: WD40-repeat-containing domain protein
Exons: 10
Coding region: 71-1789 (572 amino acids)
Biological process (GO): regulation of transcription by RNA polymerase II
Cellular component (GO): Set3 complex
Molecular function (GO): transcription corepressor activity; protein binding
Source: RefSeq, a predicted model, not a curated record